AUCCGUACUGUACUUUAUUGCUCGCUUCCAUAUUCCCCAUACUGUACAUGUCUUCUGUGCUUUAUUCCUCGGCUAACAUUCGCGUUCCGUACAUUGUUUACUGCCUGUCAUUUUGCGGCAGCCGUAAAUGACGGCAAGAGAGAGAUGAUGUGCUCUUGCUUUACGGCCUUGUGAACCCGUUUAGAUUCUCAAUCUGUUGUUGUCUAUUCGGGUUCGCCAUGGAUCCGAACCGGAUUAUCCAGGCCCUGCGGGGGACCAUCGACCCCAAGAUGAGACUGGCGGCCGAGACUGAGCUCAACCAGUCCUACAAGAUCAUCAGCUUCGCCCCAACAUUACUGCAGAUCAUCGUGUCAGAUGAGGUGGAAUUCCCUGUACGCCAGGCGGCUGCGAUCUACCUGAAGAACAUGGUGACUCAGUACUGGCCGGACCGGGAGCCGAUGAUCGGGGAGGUCGUGUUCCCAUUUAAUAUCCAUGAAAACGAUCGUCACCAGAUCCGGGAGAAUAUAGUUGAGGGCAUCAUCCGCUCCCCGGACCUUGUCAGGGCUCAGCUGACCCUCUGCUUACGAGUCAUCAUUAAACACGACUUCCCGGGGCGAUGGACGGCCGUGGUGGAUAAGAUCGGCUUCUACCUGCAGUCACCAAACACAGUCAGCUGGCAGGGGAGUCUGCUCUGCCUCUACCAACUGGUGAAGACAUACGAGUACAAGAAGGCGGACGAGCGCGCGCCCCUGGUUGCCGCCAUGCAGAUCUUCUUGCCCCGCCUCCAGCAGCAGAUCGUUCAGCUGCUCCCGGACCCCACCCAUUACUCUGUACUGAUGCAGAAGCAGAUCCUGAAGAUCUUCUACGCCCUCAUCCAGUACACGCUGCCGCUCCAGCUGGUGAACAAUCAGAACAUGACGCAGUGGAUGGGAAUAUUCAGCAGCAUCGCCGACCGGGACGUCCCCCCUGAAACGUUGCAGGUGGAUGAAGACGACCGCCCCGAGCUGGUGUGGUGGAAGUGUAAGAAGUGGGCGCUGCACAUCAUCACGCGACUAUUUGAGCGUUACGGGAGUCCUGGCAGCGUCACUAAGGAGUAUAUAGAAUUCUCGGAGUUCUUCUUGAAGACGUACGCCGCCGGGGUCCUACAGGUUCUUCUGAAAGUCUUAGAACUUCACAGGCAGAAGCAAUAUGUGGCCCCUCGGGUCCUACAGCAAACACUGAACUACCUGAACCUGGGGGUGUCUCAUGCCGUCACCUGGAAGAUGCUGAAGCCGAACAUGCAGAGUAUAUCGGAGGAGGUCAUUUUCCCUCUCAUGUGCUACAAAGAUGAAGACGAGGACUUGUGGCAGGACGACCCCUACGAAUACAUCCGCAUGAAGUUUGACGUGUUUGAGGAUUACGUGUCUCCGGCCACAGCGGCUCAGAAUCUCCUCUAUACGGCCUCCAAGAAGAGGAAGGAGGUCCUCCCCAAAAUGAUGAACUUCAGCUACCAGAUCCUCACCGCCUCCUCCGUGGACCCUCGGAAGAUAGACGGGGCCCUGCACGUGUUGGGGUCCCUGGCAGACAUUCUCUUAAAGAAAUCCGUGUACAAGGACCAGAUGGAAGUCUUCAUCCAGAAUCACGUGUUCCCCCUCUUCCUGUCAGAGUUGGGCUAUAUCCGGGCACGGUGCUGCUGGGUGCUUCACUCCUUCAGUACCCUCAAGUUCCACAACGAGCUGAACCUCCGGAACGCGGUGGAGCUGGCCAAGAAGAGUCUACUGGAGGAUAAGGAGCUGCCGGUGAAGGUGGAGGCCGCCAUCGCCAUGCAGACGUUAAUAAGCAACCAGGGCGCCGCUAAGGAGUACAUGAGGCCGUUCAUCCGACCCGUCAUGCAGGAACUCCUACACAUCGUGCGAGAGACCGAAAAUGACGACCUCACCAACGUCAUCCAGAAGAUGAUCUGCGAGUACAGCCAGGAGGUGGCGCCCAUCGCCGUCGACAUGACCAGGCACCUGGCGGAGAUCUUUGUGAAAGUCCUGCAGAGCGAGGAGUACGAGGAGGUGGAGGACAAGACGGUGAUGGCGAUGGGAAUCCUGCACACGAUCGACAUCGUCCUGACGGUUGUGGAGGAUCACAAAGAGGUGAAACAACAGCUGGAGGGAAUCUGUCUGCAAAUAGUGGGACUUGUGCUCCAGAAACACAUUAUAGAGUUCUAUGAGGAGAUCCUGUCUCUCGCCUACAGUCUCACCAACCAGACGAUCUCUCCGCAGAUGUGGCAGCUCCUCGGGAUCCUCUUUGAGGUCUUCCAGAGAGAUUGUUACGAGUAUUUUACAGAUAUGAUGCCGCUGCUGCACAACUACAUCACUGUAGACACCGAGACCCUGCUGUCCAACCCCAAGCACCUGGAGAUUAUUUACACCAUGUGUAAGAAGGUGCUGAUGGGAGAUGCCGGUGAAGAUGCGGAGUGUCACGCAGCCAAGCUUCUGGAAGUAAUCGUCCUGCAGUGUAAAGGAAGAGGGAUCGAUCAGUGUAUCCCGCUCUUCGUAGAAGCCGUGCUGGAACGAUUGACGCGAGGGGUUAAAUCCAGCGAGUUGCGCACCAUGUGUCUCCAGGUGGUCAUCGCCGCCUUGUACUAUAACCCGCCACUGCUCAUGAGCACCCUGGAACAGAUCCGGUUCCCGCACAGCGCCGAGCCCAUCACCGCGCAGUUCGUCAACCAAUGGGUGAACGACACAGACUGCUUCCUGGGGUUACACGACCGUAAGAUGUGCAUCAUCGGCCUCAGCAUCCUCAUGGACCUCCCCAGCAGACCCCCCGCAGUCAGCGCUGUAGCCUCCGUCAUCGUGCCUUCCAUUCUCCUCCUGUUCCUCGGACUGAAGCAAGUGUGCGCUCACCGCGACCAUCCAGACAGGCGGGCGGCGUCACGAGCUGCUAAAGGCGAAACGGAGGAAAAUGAGGAAAUCCCGAGUGACGAAGAGGAGUCCAGCAGCCAGGCCAUGCAGGAGAACGCCGGAGAGGACGAGGAGGAUGAUGACGAUGAGGACUGGGACGACGAAGCCUUAGAAGAAACGGCGCUGGAGGCGUAUAACACCCCCCUGGACUGUCAGGAGGCCCUGGACGAAUAUCAGUUCUUCACAGACUCCUUGCUGGGUAUACAGAGCAGAGACCCCGCUUGGUAUCACUCUCUGACCGCCACGCUCAGCAACGACCAGAAGAAGCAGGUGCAGGAGAUCUACGUAUUGUCGGAGCAGAGGAAGAACGCAGCCGCGUCACGGAAACUUGAACAGCAGCUGUCGACGCAAACGGUCUGCGCUUCGCAACUCGCAGGCCAGUGAAUGGGGACGUUGCAAGGAACUCUGGGAUGUCUGCAUUUACAUAUUUUGUAAAACUCACUGACGUUGCGCAGGGGAGAUGGACGCGGCGGUGGACCUAUGAUACGAGGAGACGACCUGCCAAGUUCCGGACUGUGAAGAAGACGAAGGAGGGGGGGGGGUUUGAAUAUUUUUUUUUUUUCCCCAGGCUUGGGUAACUGUGUCACAGAUCGAGGACUGGCUGCAGUGAAUCUGGAACCCCGGUUCUUACGGCUUCCGCACUUUUACUCAUUCCUUUUGUUUGCCACCGUACUGUGAAGGACUGAAAUGCUGAUGUGCUUCUGGCCCCGCCCCUGAGGAGCAUUAGGAUGGACUGAAUUAUGUGUCUUUUAAGUCUGUUUACUCAUGUAACACUGAAGGCCGGCCUUUUCCAUCCUCCUCUUUAAAUAGAGAGAUUGUGUUAAUUUGCGGCACAAAUUAUAAGCUGGCGCCAGAUCUCUGUCUUACCGAUCUAAGAAAACAACAGAUAAAUAAAACAUGGAAAAUUUGUAAUUCGGCAAUUUUUAUAAUAGCUGUAUAUCGUGUAUCCAAGCUGGAGCCUUCAUGUAUCCCAACUGUAUCCAAUCAUGUAUCAAGGCUGAGGGGACUCAAAAGUGUACUAGAGCCUCCAUGUUUCCAAAUUUUAUCUCCUCUUAUAUUUAGGUUAGAGGCACCAUACAACUCAUGUUGAAUUCAGGCUAUAUGAGAUAUGGUUGGGAUGAGAUACCAGGGUCCUAGAGCCCCCUACAGUUUUCCAUACUUUAUACUCGCUGCUGAAAAAAAAUAAAGGGAA
This is a messenger RNA of Hyla sarda, 4101 nucleotides long. RefSeq names its product importin 8 (gene IPO8). The coding region runs from base 219 to 3293 and encodes 1024 amino acids. Gene Ontology annotation, molecular function: small GTPase binding. Lineage: Eukaryota; Metazoa; Chordata; Amphibia; Anura; Hylidae. The record is from RefSeq and is a predicted model, not a curated record. Gene Ontology annotation, biological process: protein import into nucleus. Gene Ontology annotation, cellular component: nuclear envelope; cytosol. The transcript has 25 exons.